Messenger RNA from Megalops cyprinoides (Indo-Pacific tarpon), 2570 nucleotides. RefSeq lists its product as uncharacterized. Gene Ontology annotation, cellular component: nucleus; spindle microtubule. Gene Ontology annotation, biological process: microtubule-based movement; mitotic spindle assembly. NCBI's taxonomy places the organism in Eukaryota, Metazoa, Chordata, Actinopteri, Elopiformes, Megalopidae. Gene Ontology annotation, molecular function: plus-end-directed microtubule motor activity; ATP binding; microtubule binding. The record is from RefSeq and is a predicted model, not a curated record. Bases 1 to 2529 code for a protein of 842 amino acids. The transcript is spliced from 18 exons.
AUGUCGACUAUAAACGACUCGACGAGUGAAGGCACAGUUCUCGUGCACCCUGAUCUGGAUGCGAUGGAGUCAACGCGUAAUGAGCUACAUCUCGGUAAUUCGCAUAAGGGAGGGCUGUCAGACAUAUCGACGAUUUCCUCAAUUGUUUCAACUCAGAGUGAGACUAUUGGCAGUGCAGAACAGCAUCAUCUUAAGGUUUACCUAAGGGUCAGGCCAUUUUCCAAAGACGAGAUAUCUAACGAUGAAGAUCAGGGUUGUGUAGUUUUGGAAAAUGCCCAAACUGCCUUGUUGCAAGCUCCAAAGGGAUCAGCAACUCUGAAGAGCUGUGAGAAAGGCAUUGGGCAGGCUUUGCAUAAGUUCACCUUCUCCCAGAUCUUUGGUCCUGAGACUGACCAAGCCAGCUUUUUUGGAAGCACUAUAAAAAGCCAAGUGCAGGAUUUCCUAGAAGGCAAGAAUGCCCUCAUCUUCACAUAUGGAGUGACAAAUGCAGGCAAAACCCACACAAUUCAGGGUUCUCACAAGGAUCCUGGUCUAUUACCCCGAGCAAUCAAUGUGAUCUUCGAGCAUAUUAAAGGGAAGCAGUAUGAUCAAAUGGAUCUGAAACCAUAUCUCAGCAGCGAUGUCCAGUAUCUGGAUCCUAAUCAAGUCAAACAAGAGAAAAGUGCAAAAGCUGCUGUGUUUGCUUUGUUGAAGGAGGAAACCGAACUACAUGCAAAAGCAAGCGGAGGUUCGGCCAACACAUCAACUUCUUCGGCAUCCAGUUUGUGUUUCUCAUCAGUAUCCUAUGAUCAAACAGUUGACUGCACUGAGACAGCCCCUGAAAAGGAAAGGCACCAGUUUUCUGUGUGGGUGUCUUUCUAUGAAAUUUAUAAUGAGUCCGUAUAUGACCUGCUGCAGCCUAUCCCCUGUGCCAAGAACAAGAAGCGCAGUGCCCUGAGGGUCUGUGAAGACAGCUCCGGAAAUUCAUAUGUUAGAGAUUUAAAGUGGAUCAAUAUCCAAAAUGUGGAGGAAGGUUGCAGAAUUUUGAGAAUUGGCAAUAAAAACAGAAGUGCUGCUUCCACAAAGUUGAACCAAUCGUCAAGCAGAAGCCAUAGCAUAUUUACCAUCAAACUCUUGAAAGUUGAAGGUCCUGAGGUCCAGAGGAUAUCAGAACUAUCUCUUUGUGACUUGGCUGGCUCUGAAAGAUGCAAUAAGACUAAGACAUUUGGGGAGCGCUUGAAGGAAGCUGGAAACAUCAAUACCUCCCUACUCAUUUUGGGAAAGUGCAUAGCCGGGCUCCGCCACAGCGACAGAAUAAAAAGCAACUACAUUCCCUUCCGUGAGAGCAAACUGACCAGACUAUUCCAGUCUGUGUUCUGCGGGAAGGGCAGGGCCUGCAUGAUUGUCAACAUAAACCAGUGUGCCUCUACCUACGACGAGACUCUUCAUGUCAUGAAGUUUUCAGCUGUUGCCAAGCAGGUCUGCACAUGUGCAUUUCAGGUGGUCCAGAUCAUACCAACAAAGUCCUUGGAGAGCCUGGCCCCUAGACUGAUGGGAAGGGAUGGGAAACCCUUUCUGAAGAAUGGGGUAAUCGAUGGAGAGGCUUUGGACAGUUUCCUUUCAGAGGAAGAGCUCCUGGAUGAGGAGGAUGAAGCAGAGAUGUCCAUUCUGCCCCAGGAGGAGCUCCUGAACAUCAUUGAGAAUCUAAAAGAGAAGUUGCUCACCGAGCGGCGUAAGAACCUGGUCCAGGAGAUUGAGAUCCGGAAAGAGAUGGGCGAUGCCAUGCUGCAACAGCUGAUGGAGAGUGAGGAACUGAGGAGCCGACAGAUAGCAGAACUGAAGGAAGGCUAUGAGGAGAAGCUGGAAAACACCUUUGAGCUCUACAAGGAUGCCCUCAAAGAGCAUGCCUACCAGUGUGCACUUGAGCAGAUAGAGGACCAGUACGUGCCUGUGGAUGAGUUCUUUGCUGAACAGGAAAAAGUUGAGGAGCUCAGGAGAAAGGUGAUGGAGCUGGAACAGAAGCGCCGAGGUUCUACAGAGGCCUCGUCUGUGGCUCUGACUGUGGAGAGCGCCGUUCAGUGCUCCCCAGAUCCCCCAGCACAGGAGGCGCCUCAAGAUUUGGAAAGAUACAAAGCACUUUAUGAGGCAAAAUGUACUGCUGAAAAUCUCUGCGAAAGAAAGGAGGAGACUAUUCAGUCAUUGGAAAGGAAGAUCGAAGAGCUGACAGAAACGCUCCAGGAAGCAGGAGAGAGCUUUCUGGAAAAAUCAGCUGAAAUUGAGACUCUCAAAAAGAGGCUAGCUGACCAGGCACAUGAGAUGGACAGACUGCAGAAUGACUUGGCUGAAAAAGAAAGUUUGGUUUCCUCUCUGAGAGAAGAGCUGACAAAGCUUUCAAAAGAGUCCUCCAGCCAAUCGAAACCCAGGAAAGGCCUUCUGGCUAACAUUAAGGAGUCAGUCACAUCUCCCCGGAAAGGUCCCCUCAGCAGGACCCUGAGGAAGUCUGUAAGGGCCACUACCCCUUCCACCCUGAAGAAGAAGCCCUGCCACUGAGAAGUGGGCUUUUUAUUAUUUGUAUUACUUUUUAAUGUGUA